Messenger RNA from Phragmites australis (common reed), 1789 nucleotides. RefSeq lists its product as uncharacterized. Gene Ontology annotation, molecular function: hydrolase activity, acting on ester bonds. Bases 326 to 1330 code for a protein of 334 amino acids. The record is from RefSeq and is a predicted model, not a curated record. NCBI's taxonomy places the organism in Eukaryota, Viridiplantae, Streptophyta, Magnoliopsida, Poales, Poaceae. The transcript has 8 exons.
ACCGUGGCGUGAGCAUCGCCAGAGACGGAGGCGGUCGGGCGUGGCGGGGCAGCGAGGUUAACAGCGUCAGGUGUUCGCGGCAGACUGCACUGUUCGGUGCACGGAGGUUGAAGAAACAGCCGCAGCCUUCAUAUCACCAUCCAACGGCCAAGAUUCGUCGACUGCAAUCGCAACUGUUUUCAGUCAUGUGUAAUACAGCAUCGCUCUAAAAAAAAACCUCUUCGCUCAUGGCCAGCUCUGUGUUCCCGGAAUUGCAGGACCCGGACAGCGGCCACCGCCCACCGCUCCAACUACCGAAGUCCCCGCUCCUUCUGCCGGCCAUGCCAUGGCCCAGACCCCGGCGCGCGCCGCCUCCGCUGUUCGGCUCUUCGAUGCGCACUGCCACCUGCAGGAUCCCCAUGUCGCGGCCGUCGCGCCCGCCCACAUACGCGCCGCCGCCGCCGCCUCCGGUGUGGCGCGCUUCGCGGUCAACGGUACCUCCGAGAAAGACUGGCAAUUGGUGAAGCAGAUGGCCGAGGAUCAAUCAGCCGUCGUCCCCUGCUUCGGCCUCCACCCAUGGUGGGUUCCGGAGAGGUCACCGGAUUGGAUGGAUUCGCUCCGGCAAUUCUUUGCGGAGACCCCGGAGGUGGCUGUUGGGGAGGAAUUAAUUAUAGCCAUGCCUUGGAUACAUUGUUCUGCCGUCUCUAGGCCCUCUUCGUACUUUAAUUCUAAAGAUUGGUUUGGACAAAGGUUCACAAGGAAAAACCAUCGACUUUGGAGAACAGGUCUGUACUUAGCAUGGGCCCUGCACUUCAUGUUGCGUGCUUGCUUAUGGAUUUUUCAGGUUGAAGUGUUCCAGCGACAGCUUGAACUAGCUAAGGAAUUGGAGAGACCUGUUUCUGUUCAUUGCGUGCGGGCCUUUGGUGAUCUUCUGAAAAUACUGAAGCAAUCUGGACCUUUCCCAGCAGGUGUGUUGUUGCAUUCGUAUCUGGGAUCUGCAGAAAUGGUGUCCGGCCUUGCAAAUUUAGUCUGUUACUUUUCAUUGUCUGGCUUCUUGACAGGCAUGAAAUCCACUAAGGCAAAGAAAAUGCUGAAAUCAAUACCCUUGGAUAGAAUUCUUCUGGAGACAGAUGCACCUGAUGCAUUGCCAAAGUUGGACAAUAUUUCUGUAUUACCGACCCCUGUGCAUAGUUCAGAUUCAGAUACUGAAAAGCAUCACAAAGAUUCAUAUCCACAGGCUUCCACUGCAUUGAACGAGCCCAUGAACCACCCAGCUAGUAUACAUAUUGUAAGAUUUUUUUUGCUUGGAUCUUCGGUUUUAAUAUUACACAAUUGUCUAUUACUCUAUUAGUAUACUGAAGUCCUUUUGUUUAAAUAGCUUAAGCAAUCCAGCGUCAGCCCCCUGUUUCCUUGUGUAUUCCAUCUAUGAAAAAGGCUUGUUUACUUUGUAUUGAGCAAUAAUGGGCUGGGAAAAUGCUUCUAAAAUCUUGUGUCACUGCUUAAAAUGCCAAAGGCAGAACUUGCUGAGGUGAGUUACAAGAAUGCUACCAAGCUAUUUUUCUUAUCCUAGCUCCAAAGUUCACCCCGAAGCUGAAGCCGUCUGAUGGGGUUCAUCACUGCCUUACUCACUGGUCAGCCAAAGCGAACACUGUUUUUCUGCUUCCUGGUAUUUUGUUCUUCUGAGUGUUUUCUGUGUAUCGGAUUGUAGUGACUCCCGGAAACAAUAGAGAAAUGAUUAGACUUCACUGUUAAUAUUAAAGAAAGAAGGCGAAUACUUAGUUAAAGCAGUGCUACUGCUAUCUUGCGAAUA